AUGGGCGGUGUCAAGGUCACCGCCGGUGUCAAGGUCACCGCCAGGCUCCAGGGCCAGGGCAGCGAGGAGCAGAACGACAGUGACACUGGUCCAGUACCGGAUGGCCGGGUGUACGCCCUGGGGGGUAUGGGUACGGACACGGCCCCCCAGGCCCUGGUGAGGGUCUACGAGGCGGAGAAGGACCAGUGGCUGCCCCUGACCUCCAUGCCCACCCCCCGCUACGGAGCCACCCCCUUCCUCCGCGGGAACAAGAUCUACGUCCUCGGCGGGCGUCAGGGCAAGCUGCCGGUGACGGCCCUGGAGGCCCUGGACCUGGAGACCCGGAGCUGGACGCGCUACGAUUGCAUCCCCAGCCGGAGGGCCUUCUCCUGCUGCGCCUCCACCGAGCGCAGCCUGUUCAGCCUCGGGGGCCUGCAGCAGCCCGGGCCCCACAACUUCUACUCCCGGCCCCACUUCGUGAGCACCGUCGAGGAGUACGACCUGGACCAGGGUGUGUGGCUGAAGCCCACCAGGGGGUCCAGGAUGCGGGAGAAGAGGGCUGACUUUGUGGCCGGUUGUCUGGGAGGACGACUCAUCGUGGCUGGGGGCCUGGGGAACGAGCCCUCUCCGCUGGGCUCGGUGGAGAGCUACACCCCCGGGAAGCGGCGCUGGGAGUACCUGCCGCCCAUGCCCACGGCGCGCUGCUCCUCCGCCUCCGUGCAGACUCCCAGCAUGCUCCUGGUCAUCGGGGGCGUGGCCCAGGGCCCCAGCGACGCCGUGGAGGCCCUCUGCCUCCAGGAGAACGUUUGACCACGCCCACCGCGCCCGCCGGAGAGCGGGAACCCUACAGGAUGCACCACGGUGGCUGCUGGUUGGCUCGUUGAGACGGUGGACGCAAGGCAUUGUGGGAAACUUUCACCUUCUCUUUCGGAGCCUGGUCUACAGCUCUGUACUGUCCGCGUGCUGAUUGGCUCGUCGGGACGCUGGACGCAAGGCAUUGUGGGAAAACUUUCACCGUCUCUUUCCGAGCCUGGUCCACAGGUCUGUACUGUCCGCGUGCUGAUUGGCUCGUCGGGACGGUGGACGCAAAGCAUUGUGGGAAACUUUCACCUUCUC
Messenger RNA from Gadus chalcogrammus (walleye pollock), 1095 nucleotides. RefSeq names its product kelch domain containing 8B (gene klhdc8b). Gene Ontology annotation, molecular function: protein binding. NCBI's taxonomy places the organism in Eukaryota, Metazoa, Chordata, Actinopteri, Gadiformes, Gadidae. The transcript is spliced from 6 exons. The coding region runs from base 1 to 789 and encodes 262 amino acids. The record is from RefSeq and is a predicted model, not a curated record.